Punctularia strigosozonata HHB-11173 SS5 is the source of this 1757-nucleotide messenger RNA. RefSeq lists its product as uncharacterized. The record is from RefSeq and is a predicted model, not a curated record. Bases 66 to 1640 code for a protein of 524 amino acids. The transcript is spliced from 2 exons. NCBI's taxonomy places the organism in Eukaryota, Fungi, Basidiomycota, Agaricomycetes, Corticiales, Punctulariaceae.
GACCUCCCCAGCCUCCAGAAUCCAAGGGUCUUGAUUCAUCGACUCAUAACCGGGGAGACCGAACCAUGUCGAGCUCGUUGUCGUCGGUUGUCUCUGAUCUUGUCCGUGCGCAAAUGGGGUCGUCGGUGCCAUCAACGGUCUCGGACGAAGACCUGGACCGGCACGUCGCCGAACUCAUCCUCAAGGAGGCGAGGCAGAAGGCCGAUCGGUACGCGACGAGUGGAAUAGCCGCAUACCUGCCUCAGAAGGACAGCAACGCUCCGAAGACCAACAAACGCUUUCUCUCUUCCAUCAUUCGUAGCACGGACGAUCACAACCGAACCAUAUUGCGCGCGCAGGCAGAGGCUGCAGAGGAGCUGCGACUUCAGCGGGAAGAGGAAGAGCGGCACGAACGCAGAAAGAGGGCAGAGGAAGCGGUGGAGGCCGAGAGGAUGCGUUUACGGAGGCUCAUGGGGAGAUCGCGCCGCAGAGAACACGAUCACGACCGCAACGGUAAAGGGAAACGUAGAGAGCGGAGCUGGGAACGGAGGAAUGAUCGCGAACGGGAGGAGACGGACGAAGACUACGAUAGGGAGCACAGGAAGAGGAGAGCAAGAGAUGAUGGCGAUCAUGGACGUCGCAGGGAGAAAGAACCCGAGUCAAAGAAAGGGUACUCGCGCUCCGGCGAGAAGGGGAGUCGGAGGGAAAGUCAACGGGAACGCGGUUACCACCAUGAAGACGAUCGCCUGAGACGAGGAUCACGCACGCACAGUCAGGACGAGAGGCCUCGUGCGUCACGCUCCCGCUCUCGAGACCGAGACAGCCCUUCAAAAUAUAGCCGGAAACGACGAAAUCACGACGAGGAGUCGCAUAGUCGUCGGCAUCGUUCUCGGUCACUUUCUUCACAAUAUCAGCACGAUGAACCUUCAUCGCGGUCUUCUCCUCCUGCUCCAUCUAAGCAUUCGCCCUCUCCUGAGCGUUUGCCCUCUCCUGCUGAGGUUCAACCAGUGCAAUAUCAGAGGGCUAUUCGUGGACGUCUCAAGCAUAGCAAAACGGAAGCCAUGUCUUCGUCAGCCGCUCCGAGGUUGGAGUCGCCUCCCGAUGCCGUCUGCACACCACCUUCCAAGGCAAGAUCACCAUCUUCGCAUACCCUCCUAUCUCAGUCCCGGUCUCCAUCGCGUUCACUCUCUCCCGGACCUUCUCUACCUACCAAGUCGAAGCUUGCCAAGUCCGGCGCUUCCCCGCGACCUCCGUCAUCUCCUCCUCCUGUUCCUCCUCCACUUCCCUCGAAGAUGGAUCGAUAUUUCGAAGCAGGUUAUGAUCCGCGCCUCGAUACUGCUCCUCUACUGUCCUCGACAUCCAAAGACGGUAGCUUGGACAUCCCAAAAACUGGGAUUAUACCAGACGAAAGUUUCGCGGGUUGGGACGCGAUGCUGGAACUGCUCAAGCAGCGGAGACAAGACAAGGACGAAAAGAAGAGGAUGGAGAGGCUGGGAGGGACGAAAGAGAGAGGGAAAGACAAGAAGGGAAAGAAGAAGAUCGGCGCUGAGUGGGGCAAAGCAGGACUGCUUGCGGAUGAAAGUGAACCGAAUGUGAUGAACAUGGUUUAUAAGAAGAAGGGGGCGGUUAGGGAGUGGGAUUUGGGCAAGGAGGGCUUGUAAUGGAUCCAUUCGCCGACGCUUCAUUUAACUGAUGUGUGUUUUAUAUCGUCAUGGAGAUGUCGGUAGGAAGUGCUCGGAUUUUUAGACCAUCAUCUGAUUUGUUUACAGCCUCACCAC